Symphalangus syndactylus (siamang) is the source of this 7870-nucleotide messenger RNA. RefSeq names its product glutamate ionotropic receptor NMDA type subunit 3A (gene GRIN3A). Gene Ontology annotation, molecular function: ligand-gated monoatomic ion channel activity; signaling receptor activity. The record is from RefSeq and is a predicted model, not a curated record. Gene Ontology annotation, biological process: monoatomic ion transport. Gene Ontology annotation, cellular component: membrane. NCBI's taxonomy places the organism in Eukaryota, Metazoa, Chordata, Mammalia, Primates, Hylobatidae.
UCGGAGCAAAGCCACCCUUUGCUGGCCAGUCGCGUUGCUCCUCCGAGGAAGCAAGCUGAGGUGGCGACUCGGUGGAAAAAUAACGAAAGAAAGGCAGAGAGGAAGUAGCGAGAGAAGAGAGAAAAUGAAGUCAGCGCUGGAGGAGCCUGCAGGAGGGUGGCCGACAGUGGAGCAAGGUGGAUUUGGCUUCUUUUCCGCACCCCGGGCGUGAACGCCCUCUCCAACGCGACCCCAGGAAAUAAGUGGGUCUCGCCUGGGCAGAAAAGGAAAAGAAUCCAAGCGAGAGCGCGUCGCUCCUCUGUCACUGCUGCCCCCGAGGAACUCCGGCUGCUUCUCAGCCCGGCCGCUUCUCAGCCCGGCCGCCUCGCGGGACUGGACGCAGUGCCCGAGGCGACCUGCAGAUGGGGCGGGCAGGGAACGGGCGCUCCAGCCGCGGGUGACAGGCGCCGGCCCGCCUGCCUGCCUGCUCAGCGCAGUGACCCGGGCGGGCAGAGGAUGCCAGGCGGAGGGACCUGGGAGCGGGAUCUGAGACUGCCGGGGGCAAGCUAGGCUCCAACUUGCAUGGCCUAGAGACCGCUCCAGCUCCUGGGACUGCUUCACCGAGUGGAGUGAAGCUGCGCGCGGGACCUGGAGGCGGAGACCUCAGGCAGCGGCUGCAGAGGGGCAACCCGGGCGCAGAAGGGGGCGCGCUUUCUCCCUACGGGUCUCAGUAAUGAGGAGACUGAGUCUGUGGUGGCUGCUGAGCAGGGUCUGUCUGCUGUUGCCGCCGCCCUGCGCACUGGUGCUGGCUGGGGUGCCCGGCUCCUCCUCGCACCCGCAGCCCUGCCAGAUCCUCAAGCGCAUCGGGCACGCGGUAAGGGUGGGCGCAGUGCACUUGCAGCCCUGGACCACGGCCCCCCGCGCGGCCAGCCGCGCUCCGGAAGGCAGCCGAGCAGGAGCCCAGAGGGAUGAGCCGGAGCCAGGGAUUAGGCGGCCCCCGGCGCCCUCGCCGGGCGCACGCUGGUCGGGGAGCGCGCUGCAUGGCCGGGGGCCGCCGGGCUCCCGUAAGCCCGGGGAGGGCGCCAGGGCGGAGACCCUGUGGCCACGGGACGCCCUCCUAUUUGCCGUGGACAACCUGAACCGCGUGGAAGGGCUGCUACCCUACAACCUGUCUUUGGAAGUAGUGAUGGCCAUCGAGGCAGGCCUGGGCGAUCUGCCGCUUUUGCCCUUCUCCUCUCCUAGCUCGCCGUGGAGCAGUGACCCUUUCUCCUUCCUGCAAAGUGUGUGCCAUACCGUGGUGGUGCAAGGGGUGUCGGCGCUGCUCGCCUUCCCCCAGAGCCAGGGCGAAAUGAUGGAGCUCGACUUGGUCAGCUUAGUCCUGCACAUUCCAGUGAUCAGCAUCGUGCGCCACGAGUUUCGGCGGGAGAGUCAGAAUCCCCUUCACCUACAACUGAGUUUAGAAAAUUCAUUAAGUUCUGAUGCUGAUGUCACUGUCUCAAUCCUGACCAUGAACAACUGGUACAAUUUUAGCUUGUUGCUGUGCCAGGAAGACUGGAACAUCACCGACUUCCUCCUCCUUACCCAGAAUAAUUCCAAGUUCCACCUUGGUUCUAUCAUCAACAUCACCGCUAACCUCCCCUCCACCCAGGACAUCUUGAGCUUCCUACAGAUCCAGCUUGAGAGUAUUAAGAACAGCACACCCACAGUGGUGAUGUUUGGCUGCGACAUGGAAAGUAUCCGGCGGAUUUUUGAAAUUACAACCCAGUUUGGGGUCAUGCCCCCUGAACUUCGUUGGGUGCUGGGAGAUUCCCAGAAUGUGGAGGAACUGAGGACAGAGGGUCUGCCCUUAGGGCUUAUUGCUCAUGGAAAAACAACACAGUCUGUCUUUGAGCACUACGUACAAGAUGCUAUGGAGCUGGUCGCAAGAGCUGUAGCCACAGCCACCAUGAUCCAGCCAGAACUUGCUCUCAUUCCCAGCACAAUGAACUGCAUGGAGGUGGAAACUACAAAUCUCACUUCAGGACAAUAUUUAUCAAGGUUUCUAGCCAAUACCACUUUCAGAGGCCUCAGUGGUUCCAUCAGAGUAAAAGGUUCCACCAUCAUCAGCUCAGAAGACAACUUUUUCAUCUGGAAUCUUCAACAUGACCCCAUGGGAAAGCCAAUGUGGACCCGCUUGGGCAGCUGGCAGGAGGGAAAGAUUGUCAUGGACUAUGGAAUAUGGCCUGAGCAGGCCCAGAGACACAAAACCCACUUCCAACAUCCAAGUAAGCUACACUUGAGAGUGGUUACCCUGAUUGAGCAUCCUUUUGUCUUCACAAGGGAGGUAGAUGAUGAAGGCUUGUGCCCUGCUGGCCAACUCUGUUUAGACCCCAUGACUAAUGACGCUUCCACAUUAGACAGCCUUUUUAGCAGCCUCCAUAGCAGUAAUGAUACAGUGCCCAUUAAAUUCAAGAAGUGCUGCUAUGGAUAUUGCAUUGAUCUGCUGGAAAAGAUAGCAGAAGACAUGAACUUUGACUUCGACCUCUAUAUUGUAGGGGAUGGAAAGUAUGGAGCCUGGAAAAAUGGGCACUGGACUGGGCUAGUGGGUGAUCUCCUGAGUGGGACUGCCCACAUGGCAGUCACUUCCUUUAGCAUCAAUACUGCACGGAGCCAGGUGAUAGAUUUCACCAGCCCUUUCUUCUCCACCAGCUUGGGCAUCUUAGUGAGGACCCGAGAUACAGCAGCUCCCAUUGGAGCCUUCAUGUGGCCACUCCACUGGACAAUGUGGCUGGGGAUUUUUGUGGCUCUGCACAUCACUGCCAUCUUCCUCACUCUAUAUGAAUGGAAGAGUCCAUUUGGUUUGACUCCCAAGGGGCGAAAUAGAAGUAAAGUCUUCUCCUUUUCUUCAGCCUUGAACGUCUGUUAUGCCCUCUUGUUUGGCAGAACGGUGGCCAUCAAACCUCCAAAAUGUUGGACUGGAAGGUUUCUAAUGAACCUUUGGGCCAUUUUCUGUAUGUUUUGCCUUUCCACAUACACAGCAAACUUGGCUGCUGUCAUGGUAGGUGAGAAGAUCUAUGAAGAGCUUUCUGGAAUACAUGACCCCAAGUUACAUCAUCCCUCCCAAGGAUUCCGCUUUGGAACUGUCCGAGAAAGCAGCGCUGAAGAUUAUGUGAGACAAAGUUUCCCAGAGAUGCAUGAAUAUAUGAGAAGGUACAAUGUUCCAGCCACCCCUGAUGGAGUGGAGUAUCUGAAGAAUGAUCCAGAGAAACUAGACGCCUUCAUCAUGGACAAAGCCCUUCUGGAUUAUGAAGUGUCAAUAGAUGCUGACUGCAAACUUCUCACUGUGGGGAAGCCAUUUGCCAUAGAAGGAUACGGCAUUGGCCUCCCACCCAACUCUCCAUUGACCUCCAACAUAUCCGAGCUGAUCAGUCAAUACAAGUCACAUGGGUUUAUGGAUGUGCUCCAUGACAAGUGGUACAAGGUGGUUCCCUGUGGCAAGAGAAGUUUUGCUGUCACGGAGACUUUGCAAAUGGGCAUCAAACACUUCUCUGGACUCUUUGUGCUGCUGUGCAUUGGAUUUGGUCUGUCCAUCUUGACCACCAUUGGUGAGCACAUAGUAUACAGGCUACUGCUACCACGAAUCAAAAACAAAUCCAAGCUGCAAUACUGGCUCCACACCAGCCAGAGAUUACACAGAGCAAUAAAUACAUCAUUUGUAGAGGAAAAGCAGCAGCAUUUCAAGACCAAAUGUGUGGAAAAGAGGUCUAAUGUGGGACCCCGUCAGCUCACCGUAUGGAAUACUUCCAAUCUGAGUCAUGACAACCGACGAAAAUACAUCUUUAGUGAUGAGGAAGGACAAAACCAGCUGGGCAUCCGGAUCCACCAGGACAUCCCCCUCCCUCCAAGGAGAAGAGAGCUCCCUGCCUCGCUGACCACCAAUGGGAAAGCAGACUCCCUAAAUGUAUCUCGGAACUCAGUGAUGCAGGAACUCUCAGAGCUGGAGAAACAGAUUCAGGUGAUCCGUCAGGAGCUGCAGCUGGCUGUGAGCAGGAAAACGGAGCUGGAGGAGUAUCAAAGGACAAGUCGGACUUGUGAGUCCUAGGUGACCACACUUCUUCCCUUUCUCAGUUCCUGACCUUCCUCUGAGCCCUUGAGACACUGUAAUGCUCUUUUGUAACUAUCGACAAAGGUGUGGGGAAGCUGAGGUCUAGGUCGUCUUAGAGGUCAAGUCUGCUCUCCCUAGCCUAAAGUGCAGCAGCAGCUCCUCUGAAGCUCACUCCCUAGGUCUCCAGGGUAGGAGUGUUUUUCUAGCAAGAAUCUCAGUCAGGAGUAAGCUCUGUGUGAGAGAUCUGUGAAUAACCAGAUAACCCCAGCUCCCGUUAACCUUUUCACCAGGUGCCACAGUAAUAUUUCUGAUUUUUAGCCCUUUCUCUGCACUACCAACAAGAGAUAAAAUUGUUACUCAUACUUAUGUCUUACUGGGUUGUUGGUUUUCAUCGUAACACAGAACGAGGUUAUCUAGGGUUGUAGCUUUUGAUACAACUCCCCGAUCUAGAUUUAUUCCUACAUUCUGAAUGGGGAGCAGGUAAGAGCAGAGCACCUCCCACUGGGGGUGGGGUACUUAAAAAUUAACUCAUUAGUAUCAUAAAGGUCAAGGAUUGAUUGGACCAGGCAAGAGCCAUGUUUUUGAGAAGGUUCUGGAUCUCUGACUCCAUCCUGACUGUUUAGUAAGAACAUGCUUACAUGCUACUGUGAAAGGGGGAGAGGAUGUGGUAAGCGGGAACAGAAGACAGGCAGCAGAGGCAUUAAAAAUGCAUACCAUGCUUUCUGGGUCAGAAAGGCAAUUUGGCUAAAAAAUGAACAUGACUACUUCAAAUGUAACUAGGCAUCUCCACUAUGGUGUGUGCCUUUUAUAAAGGAAAAGAGAGAAAAAGGCAAAGCAAGGUUGUGGCAUUAGGUUGGACCUGGAAUAUCCCUGCUUAUUGCCUAUAAUGGAAUAUGUGACACUGUGGGUGAAAUGUUCUACACACCACACACUAGGCCAUUUUCAGAUCAGCAGUCACCCAUCGCUUAGCAUAGAAAUCCCAAAACCUCCAGCCUGGGAACACUACAAGCUUCGACCAUUCAGGAAUCUGCCCUGCACUUUGCAUAUCUGUAUAGAAAAUCAAGUCAAUCCCCCAUCCUCACACCCACUCAUCUCUGAGGAGCUAUGAACUGGUUUUGGUCCCUCUAAUGAUCCUCCAGCCUCAUCUAAUGCCCCCCAAAGACUGAUACAAGUAACCUCUCCUCUGCUUAGGUGCCGCUUUCUCAGCAUAUCAUGUUUAGGCAGCAAGGGAAAGGAAUAUGGGUCAGUUCUCAAAUGUCAAUGUAGAUAAGAGUCAUCUAGUAGAGAACUCAUCAGAGUGCGGAUUGCCAAGACCCUUCUCCAGAGAUUAUGGGGUUGGGGGUGGAGGUCUAGAAGUGAGCUCAGAAACCUACUGUUAACCAGCACCCCCAAGUGACUGACACAGGUGGUCUAAAAAUUACUCUUCUAGAAACACCAUUCUGGAAGUUUGGCUGCCCACAGGCAGAAGGAGAAGCAUGAAGAGAAAACCUGUUUGAGAAGUUUUGUUUUGUUUUGUUUUUUAAUAACUUUAGUACACAUCUGCUGAUUCUCCUUCAACAUCCUCACCCCCACCCCUGGGCACCAUUUAGGACAAGACUUCCUUAUUUAUCAAUUACCUGAUUUAUCUUCUCAGGACUCAUUGUUCCACCCCCAAACAAUUUGAAUGCCUACAAUAAGUUCAGGAGCUGUGCCAAGCACUUUCCUCUUUUACAGCUGGAGAUCACUGGAAAGGUGUCUCAAGUCACAAAACCUCUCCCUCUACUACUGGAAGAAAUGUCUGCAUUUCCACCAAAAUCUACCCAGUCGCCCAGGGAAUAACAACUUAAGCUGUAGUUAGAUAACACCUAGUGAUUAAUUGGCUGAGAAAACCCUGGAGUGGAGGGAGGCUCAGAGAUACUGAUACGGAUGUGGGAGGGCUCUAAAGUUAGAGGUCACCAACUCCACAGAUGAAACAGUUCAAUAAUGAGGAAAGAGGGGAGCCCUGAAAACACAAAAGGACAAUUCUGUGUUGAAACACCCCAUCCCCUCACGUUCUCACCCCAGGCCCAGAAGUAGGUUGCAACUGCCUUUGGAAGAUUUUGCCCUUAGCCAUCCCCACCCACUUGUACCAGCUAAGAAUGCUGGAGACUCUGGCACCAUGCUCUGCGUGCCCCUGAACCUCUGUGCAGCCCGGAAGGCUGAUGUACAGGUGUACCUCAAUCCACAUUACAGCCAUGCUCCUAAUGUACACGGACAUUUUUGUAACUCAGCUCAUAUUCUGACUGUAUUUGAGAAGCUGGCUGUUUAAGGGAACCCAGAAGUGAAUUCUUUUGUAAAGUAAAGCACCCUUUUGUAAUGCAAUUAAUUAUCCCUUAAUGUAUCUGUUUUGUAAGUCUGAAUUUUUGUAUAUCGGGUUUACCUUAAGCUUCUCUAGUGAGACAUUCUGAGCAGUGGUGAUCACUUGCCAGAUCACCCUGCCUAUCCACAAAGUAGAUUACCAAUGCACGCUCCUCAAACUUCUUUGGAGGAACUACCUGGCCAAAACACUGGCCAGGAUGUAGCAAGCAGCAGCAGGGGCUGACGACAGGCUUACUGCCAUCAACAUUGCUUGAAAUGCCUCUAUGUUCUGAAUAAAGAAAAACCAUAAUUGCUUGUGGUGAAACGAAGCAGUCUUCAUGUUAAGUAGCAACGGUUAUUUUUAUUGGUAGUAAUUGAACAGUGUUUUGCAAUUUGUGAAACAGUGUAUUGUGUUUUGUAAAAUGAUGUCAUGAAAUGGUGGGUCCUUGGAAACCUCCUUUCUGUUCAGCUCCGCCUCUGUUCUUUCAACUCCUUUCAGGCUCAAAAAAAAACACAAAGAUCAGAAGCCUUCAGAUAGAGGGUGGUAGGUAUUCUGGUAAAGAAGAAAGAGGUAAGGGAUGCUACCUUGCUUUUCUGGCACAGGAAGCACAUAGUAAAGCAUGCUUGGAUGAGCUGGAACAGAUACAGCUACCUGGUUCGUGUAAAUAAGAAUAAUAAAGGCCCCAGAGUGUGUAUGCUUCCAGGUGGAGGAGAAAGGGGAAUAUCCCAAAAUUCAAAAACAAGUUGGAAGAAUAACCAGGACAGCCAAGUGAGGCAGCCACAGGGACCUAAGCAGUCAAGGUCUUUAAUGUGCCUGGAGAUGACUCUCUGCUAUUCAUGAAUCUUGCUAUUGCACAAACCCUAUCAGGAGCUGCUGCUUCCCUUCCAGCCAGAGAAGUGGUAAGCGGAGCAAGUGCCAAGUAGAACAGACCUUAUCCUCUGGGUAACAGACUUCUCAGUGUUGGUGCUGUGUCUGUUAAAGCCUUAGAGCAAGUUAAGCACUUCCUUGGUGUGGGUAAAGAAUAAAGGGGAAAGAAACUAUUUUAGAGCCUCUUUUUCUCCCAACUCAUAUUUUUUGAUAGGAAAAACAGAAAACCCAUCUAGUUCUUCAGAAAUUUCUUUCUAGGCAUUAAUACCACUUUACUGUCUAUACUGUUUAGUUAUUCCUUUCUUCACCCACCUAAACUACCCAUCUAAUCCAGGAUUCCUUCGCUCUUUUUUUUAGUUACUAAUCAUUUUAGGAAAACAAUGUAUUUAUAAGUAUUUUCUUAAGGUUUGUGAAGAGUAUUUGUAUUGUGUCUUCAUUUUAAUGUGUUUGCAAUCGCUCCGCUCCAGGAAGAACGGAAAUGCUGUCUUGUGAGCAUGAAGUGAACGGGCUGUUUUGCUCCAGCCACUUUUCUUGUACAACCACAUGGAUGGAUUAGAUGUCCUCAGGUCUUUUCCAUCUUCAGUUUCUAUGACUGUGGAAUAAAUGUUCAGAUAGAAACUUCA